UGUUAUGCCAGUUCCGACAACAAUCUCCGGUUAAGCUCAUCAUAUUUUUCUGGCAAUACGCAAUGGAUAGUCUCAAUCCUUAUUGGCUGAAUGAUAAUUAUCUUGCCCAAGUCCUGCGGUCAGUGGAGGAUGGAGCCAAGGAAGUGAAAGUGAUCAAAUACAGAUGCCAGCGUGCUGUUCCACCAGGAGCUAACUAUCUGAGUCAUCUGUUCAGAGUCAGCGUGGAGUACAAGACUGAUCGAGUUAAGACUGUAUCUCUCAUCAUCAAAACCCACUGGAGUCUGGAUUUGUACGGGAGGUAAUGGAAAAAAUGAGAGUAAACACACAGGAGCUUAAAGUGUACAAUGAAAUUCUUCCGAAGAUGUAUGCCUUACAUAGCAUGAGGAUAUCAGCAACACCGUUCCUUUGCCCUUUGAAGAGUUUUCUAGUCCUGGAAGAUCUUCGGGAAAAUGGAUAUAAGAUGGCAGACAGGUUGCAACAGCUGGACUUUGUUCAUUGCCAUCGUUUCCUCGAGAGUCUAGCGAGAUUUCAUGCCUUGUCGGUGUUAGCACAGCAGAGACACCCCGAGCUGUUUGAGGAGUUCAGGCUGCACCCAUUCUUCCCAAAAGAUGACCCUGAGGGUUCAAAACUAACAAUGCAGGAGCAAACAAUAACUAUAAUGAACAGACAUGUUGAUACCGUCGAGAAACUGGAAGAUUGUGAGCGCUUUGUUGGAAUGAUUCGUAAAAUUUCCAUUCGUUUCUGGGAUAAAAUGGUCGAGAUCACGACACCUGGAGAUGGACUAUUAGUCCUGAACCACGGUGAUACCUGGACCAACAAUAUCAUGUUCAAGUACAACGACACUGGCGAUGUUGUAGAUGUCAAAUUGGUUGAUUUCCAACUGAGCCAUUUGAACUCGUUUGCGUUGGACAUUAUUUUAUUCUGGUUUAGCAGCGCCAACGAGGUCGUUCGAGAUCACCACCGAGAAGAGCUUUUUGAAGUUUACCGACAAACUUUGAACACGACUCUGUCUGAGCUACAGUGUAGUGAGGCUCUUUCAAAAGAAGACUUUGAUCUUGAGAUGAAAGCCAAGGCUCCGUUUGCGAUUCAGGUCAUGCAAGGCCUGCUAGGAGUAGCAAUGGCAGAUCCGCAAUGUGUACAGGAUGUCACAACACCGGAGACUAACGACGCCCUUAUGUACUGUUUUACACAGAAUUUUAAGAGCAAAUAUUAUCGAGAGGUAUUGCCUAGAAUUUUAGCACAGAUUGAAGACUUUGGUGCAUUUCAAUAGACAAAUAUAUUUUUGUAAAUUAGGUCCUUACAGAAAAUGUUUUCUUGUUCCGAAACCUACAGUGUUCAAUAUAUACUUUGUAAAGUCA
Homalodisca vitripennis (glassy-winged sharpshooter) is the source of this 1358-nucleotide messenger RNA. RefSeq lists its product as uncharacterized. NCBI's taxonomy places the organism in Eukaryota, Metazoa, Arthropoda, Insecta, Hemiptera, Cicadellidae. The coding region runs from base 302 to 1270 and encodes 322 amino acids. The transcript is spliced from 2 exons. The record is from RefSeq and is a predicted model, not a curated record.